Messenger RNA from Misgurnus anguillicaudatus (oriental weatherfish), 1805 nucleotides. RefSeq names its product neuroblastoma suppressor of tumorigenicity 1. Gene Ontology annotation, molecular function: receptor ligand activity; BMP binding. The record is from RefSeq and is a predicted model, not a curated record. NCBI's taxonomy places the organism in Eukaryota, Metazoa, Chordata, Actinopteri, Cypriniformes, Cobitidae. Gene Ontology annotation, biological process: animal organ morphogenesis.
AUACACACAACAGCGUCAGUGCAGUGUAAAGCUCGUCUCAUCACAGACGGACAGACAGAUUGUGUUCCUCUCUCUGUAUGUGUAUGUGUGUGUGUGUUGUGUUGUGUUGUUGGUGAUGUAAUUGUUUAACUUCAUCGGGUCAGAAGAGGGCGAUCGGUCCGUUUAUCAUCAUCAUCAUCUGAGAUCCGUCAGGAGAGAUCAGACACAGAGACGCUCGCAUGAACCGUAUCGUGAUGUGGCCGCAGGUUCUGCUGGCGUGUCUGCUGACCGGAUUCUGCCGGGCGGCUCCUCACGCUCACAUCAACCGUCUCGCACUCUUUCCCGAUAAAAGCGCCUGGUGCGAAGCCAAAAACAUCACGCAGAUUGUGGGACAUACGGGCUGUACGCCGCAAUCCAUCCAGAACAGGGCUUGUCUGGGUCAAUGUUUCAGCUACAGCGUCCCGAAUACUUUCCCACAAUCCACCGAGUCUCUGGUCCACUGCGACUCAUGCAUGCCUGCGCAGACGCAGUGGGAGGUGGUGACUCUGGACUGUUCAGGAAGUGAUGAAGCUCCUCGUGUUGAUAAGUUAGUCGAACACAUUCUCCACUGCAGCUGUCAAUCAUGCAGUAAGGAGGGUGGACAGGACGGGACGCUGCUUCAGUUGUACCCUUCAGAGGGGGCGCCGGAGACCCCAUCCCUCUCAGACGCACAAACACACACAGACACGCAACCACAGCGCGGUCGCACACGUGCUGACUCUCCUCAUUUACACCUGCACACGUCAGAGACGGGAUGAUGCGGAUCAAACUACACUCACUUUUUAUAAAAAACAUCACACACUCGUCUCAUAUCUGCAGAUUAUUAUGAUGAAGAACUGAACAGAAGCUGGUAACGUGAAUUAAAGGUUCACUGUGUAAAUUUUAGUGGCAUCUAGUGGUGAGGUUGCAAAUUGCAAACACAUAGAGAAGCUACGGUAGCCGCCACCAAAAAAACAUGUCAUUGACAGAGACAUCUUAGUAAAAAAACUCUGUAGAAAUAUGGCGGCACAAAAUGGCGACUUCCAUGUAAGGGGACCCUCGUUGUAUGUAGAUAAAAACAUCUCAUUCUAAAGUAAUAAAAACAUAACGGUUCAUUAUAAAAAGGUCUUUAUACACAACUGAUAAUAUAGUUUUCUAUAUUGUUUUGCAUUUCUGUCAAGAGAUCCUUUUAAAAACUACACACUGCACCUUUAAGGUCCACUGUGUAGAUUUUAGUGGCCUCUAGGGGUGAGAUUCUGAAUCACAGCUCACCCCUUCCUUUCCAAACACAUAGAGAAGCUACGGUAGCCCCUACUGGACAAACACGGCAUCGUCUGAGACAACGUAGUGAUGAAACACAAACAGUUUGUUGGUUUAGGGCUAUUGUAGAAACAUGACGGCGACUUUCAUGUAAGGAGACCCGCGGUGUAUGGAAAUAAAAACGGCUCAAACAUAAUAGUUCAUUAUAUACACCACUGAUAAUAUACUUAUGUUGAUUGCAUUUCUGUCAAGAGAUCCUCCUGAAAGUUACACAAUGCACCUUUAAAACAGCCAUCUUAUCAGAUCACAGCUCCUUACAUUUCAAUAAUAUCACUGUUUACAAUAUGAGAAUAAACACACACUGCGCUGUUUUACUUUACACAAAUAUACUCUCACAAUCACACACAGAAAUAUUCAGAUUGAUAUUAAUGUCAUAAACACACACACAUUUAUUUCCUCUCUCACGCACACAAACACACUUUGUGUGUGGCUUUAAUUCACUUAUGUUAUAUUGUUUUAUUAAUCUCAAUAAAAAAGUUAAACCCUAA